Molecule: messenger RNA, 1206 nt
Organism: Diospyros lotus (date-plum)
Lineage: Eukaryota; Viridiplantae; Streptophyta; Magnoliopsida; Ericales; Ebenaceae
Product: protein CHLOROPLAST J-LIKE DOMAIN 1, chloroplastic
Exons: 10
Coding region: 98-958 (286 amino acids)
Cellular component (GO): chloroplast membrane
Source: RefSeq, a predicted model, not a curated record
UUAAAACCGGCAGAAAAUGGUCUCGGCCUAGCCCUCCCGUCUAUCCCACUUCUUCAGCGCAGUGAAGCUCAAGAGAGGAAGAAAGAGGCAUAAGGCCAUGGCCUUGGCAAUGUCAAACAUCCUUCACUGCCCGUCCUCGCGCUUCUCUCCGAAGAAUUCCUUUCUCAAAGGCUCUAUUUCAAACUUGCCCUCCUCGGUUGUCCGGUUUUGUAGAACAUCUCCACCACAGGAUAGAAGGGUGUUUUGUACUGCUUCAUCAGCUGCAGGAAGUUCAGGUGCAAACAGUGACUUCAACCCAUAUCAGGUGCUUGGUGUGAGCCCCAUUGAAGGAUUCGAUGCAAUCAAGUCAGCAUAUACAAGAAAGCGUAAGGAUGCAGAAAGGAGAGGUGAUGAAGUGACUGCUGCCCAAUUAGAGAAGGCAUAUGACAAAGUCAUGAUGGCACAACUGAUGAACCGAAAAAAGGGUGUGACAUUUGGGUCAUUUCAGGUCUCAAAGGAUAUUAAAUAUGCUGAUAAGCAGCCAAUACUGCCAUGGGGGCCAAGGUUCACCAAGUCCAGUGUUAAAGACAUGCGUAUCAAUUUGGCUAUAUCUGCUGUAUUUACUGCUUGGAUUGUUAUCAAGCGAAAUGCUGAAUGGAAACCCCUGCAGUUUCUAGCCUUUGUGUUUGUAUAUCGUAUCUUUGAAAAGUUGAAAGCCUUCGAACCACCUCCAUCUACAACAUUUACUGAAGAUGGUGAAGAUGAAGGGAGAGCACUACGAAUGGGCAAACGCCUGCUUCGUUCUCUUGCACUGGUUUUUGGUUGUAUAGCUGUUUCAUCUUUGGGAUUUACUGGUCUUCUUAAUUUGAUCGAGUUUGUUGGCAAUUACAUUCCUACUUUCCUAUAUAACAACCAGGAACUAUUUGUGACUGGUACAACGGCGCUUUUCCUCUACAUUAUGGCGUCAUAUUACAGAUGAUCAUCGAUCGUUUACAAGAUCAAACGGUCAAGAUAUACAGCUAGGUGUUCUCGGAUUCUCUAGCUAUCAAAAUUUUGUUAAAAGGGACCAAAUGAAUUUUCCUUUUCAAAGAGACAAGUAGAAACACAAAUAUGGAUGUUAGGCUUGUGAAUUUAUCACUGAAAUGCUGUUAGUCCUAUACUGAAGAUUGUAUUAUGCAGACACAAGGCUGCUUUUGCAAUUCAAAACUGUUGACAGAUUCAUGGCAC